Cuscuta campestris is the source of this 2066-nucleotide messenger RNA. Lineage: Eukaryota; Viridiplantae; Streptophyta; Magnoliopsida; Solanales; Convolvulaceae. The record is from the annotation of a GenBank genome assembly.
CACAAAUCUACAUCCAAAUUUCAUACUUCUAAGCCAAAUUCAUUCCUUUUCUUCAUAAACACCACAAUGGCCGGAGGAAAGUCCAAGAGCAAAGCAUCCAAGAAGAAGAUCACCGCCGAGGCUUCGACAUCAGCGCCCCCGCAGUUUCCCUACCUGGACGGCUCGUUUCUUGAGUUCGGGUCAGAGGAGGAACUCACCCGGUUUCUCUUGCACUUCGCCAAGCGUCCUAUUUCUCCGCCUAGGGUGCUACCCGAGUUAUACCCUCAACAAAAGGGGUACCACGACCUCGACAAUCAACUCAAAGAGUCGGGUUUGUGGUCGUUCGUCUCCAGAAGCCGUCAAUCCUACAAUCCCGCCUACAUCCGAGCUUUCUACUCAAAUCUCCGCCGGGACGGGGACACCAUUCGCAGUAGCAUCAAUCUCUACGACAUAGAGAUUGAUUUGGUUACCUUCGCUCGGGUCGCAGGGCUGCCCACCCGCGGUGACGAUAUCGCAACAUAUGGUGGAGAUGAUUGGAUCCUCAACAACGAGGCGAUGGUCAUCCGAGAGCUUGGGAUCACCAACCUCAUCCGUCACAGCGGCGCACCAACAAUCCACUCAGCCCCGCCGGAGAAGCGUCUUCUUCUCUACAUCCUCACCCGAAUUCUACGCCCCCGGGACAGUAGCCACACAUCUCUCUUCAACGAGGAUCUCAAGGCGGUUCAUGCUAUCACCCAUGGCGCCUCGAUCAAUUGGGCAAAAUACGUCAUGAUUCACAUGGCGGAUUGCGCCUCCAUCGCCACCGAGAGGAGUUUGCCAUAUGCCUUUCUCGUCAUGGAUCUCAUCGUUGCCUCCGACAUCCACAUCGCCGGCCCGGAUACGAAGAUGACGAAGAUUUGGAUCAUCCAAGACAGCACCUUCCGGAAGAAGUCCGGUGACAGAACCGGCGCAGGACCAAGUCGGCCACCAGCCCCCGCUCCCGCCAAGGCCUCCUUACAGUCGAUAGCCGAUACUCUGAAUCGGCUAACCAUCACCGUGGACGGCAUGGGCCAAUACUUGGAGCGGAUGGAUAGCACGCUGCAACGCCAACACCACGACAUGAGGGCGUUCUUCCGCGGCAUCAACUACGUCCCGCCGCCCUUUGACAGCACCUUCCUCGGCCAAAACUAUGAAGGCGAGGACGAGGAGGAUAACUCCUAUGCUCCGUCCUCCUCCCCCGACGANGCUGUGGUUAAGGCAAAGACCAUGGGUUUUUGGCUAACCACCCACCCAGCGAUGGGAAGAUCUUCCCAUCGAUGGGUUGAUGGCUGUAGUGGAUAUUGGGCUGAUGGAGUGGCCGAGAUGUAUCGCUCUGAUUUUAUGUUUGACCAUGUUGCUCUAGCCCCUGAUCUCCUCCGGAGGUUGCAUCUUAAGCCACCAUCUCUUGAUUCAGAGCACGCUGAUAUUCCGAUAUGGACCCCUUCUACGGACGGGAAGUUCACUCUUGCUUCAACUAAGAAGCUUCUUCGACCGAGGAGGGAUGAUGAUGCUGAGGACAUUGUGCUUAAGAGGACGGGANCUGAUAUUCCGAUAUGGACCCCUUCUACGGACGGGAAGUUCACUCUUGCUUCAACUAAGAAGCUUCUUCGACCGAGGAGGGAUGAUGAUGCUGAGGACAUUGUGCUUAAGAGGUGUUGGCAGAAGCACUUACCCUGGAAGAUGUCCUUUUUUGCGUGGCGCGUGCUAGAGAGGCACCUUCCCACUGAUGAUGUCCUGACGAGAUUUGGCUUUGUUUUGCCCUCUUAAUGCCACUGUUGUUCGUCGCCAGGACGGAGACCAUUGCACGUAUUUUCUAUCAUAAGAGCUUCGCGCGGCGUGUGUGGAGUUAUUUCACAGAGUCUGCCCGUAUUGGGGGCACACACCACAGUUUGAGGACCGUUUUGAGUAUAUGGUGGGCGCAAAGGCCGAAGAGUAGGAUGCUCUCUGUAACGCCCCAAAACAUGGUCUAAAAGUUAUUAUAUAAUAAAAGUAUUUUAGAAACAAUAUCUUAACCCAACAAAAUAUUAUUUCUAUGUUUGACCAAAAAUGAAGAAAUUUUUGGAGUCAAU